Lepisosteus oculatus (spotted gar) is the source of this 875-nucleotide messenger RNA. It is a transcript of the gene emc6, whose product is annotated as ER membrane protein complex subunit 6. Gene Ontology annotation, cellular component: EMC complex; membrane; endoplasmic reticulum. Gene Ontology annotation, biological process: autophagosome assembly; protein folding in endoplasmic reticulum. NCBI's taxonomy places the organism in Eukaryota, Metazoa, Chordata, Actinopteri, Semionotiformes, Lepisosteidae. The record is from RefSeq and is a predicted model, not a curated record.
ACUGCGGGGUAAAGAUGGCGGACUCUAUGUAAGGCGGUGUUAAGAAGCGGUGUUUUUUCACAACCUUCUUGAGGCAAUAUCGUUUUCCCCUUUAAUAACUGUGGAUGCUUAAUUACCACUGAAGAUUCUUCGUUAUUUAUUAUGUUGGGCUCGAUUGUUUAUUAAGAAAACGGAGCGCUGGUGUUGAAUCGUUUCCAGACUUCUCUUCCGUGGGCGCGAUGGCGGCUCUGGCAGCUAAACGAGAAGGACCUCAGUUCAUCAGCGAGGUGGCGGUGCGGGGCAAUGCCGCGGUGCUGGAGUACUGCAGGACCUCCGUGUCGGCGCUCUCGGGGGCCACCGCGGGCAUCCUGGGCCUGACGGGCUUGUACGGCUUCAUCUUUUACUUCCUCGCCUCCUUCCUCCUCUCCCUCCUCCUCAUUCUCAAGGCUGGUCGCAGGUGGAACAAGUAUUUCAAGUCGAGGAGGUUGCUCUUAACUGGAGGGCUGGUGGGAGGUCUCUUCACUUACGUUCUGUUUUGGACAUUUCUUUACGGCAUGGUGCAUGUGUACUAAUGUUCGUGAUUCACUUCCACAUACAGGCUUUGAUGAGAAAUCAAGGACACUUUUUAAGUUCGGGAUUUUAAUCAGUUUUUACAGCCUAUAUAUAGUGUAGGUUGGACUUAAUUUAUGUUAGAUAUUCUGUGUGAUUUCCACUAAUCAAAAUCAAACUUGAGCUACCCUUUUUUUUGCCCUUCUGUACUGAACUGAAAUGUGAAAUUACUGUAAGGAAUUCAACCCCAGUUUAAAUGGUUUAACACGGUUGUGUGGUGUGUGGUCUUUUAGUUUUGGAAACAUUAGUUCAGAUAAUUUAGAAAAAUAAAUAACUUAUCCACGUUA